AUGUUGGAGCAUACAAAUCCAGGAGCGAUUACAAAGUUGCACAAAUUAGGAGAUGGAUGCUUUCUUUAUGCAUAUGUUUCGCUCUAUGCAUAUAUCAAGGGUUGGGAGCAUUGCAGGCUGAUAGUGGUUGUUGACGGAAGUUUCCUUAAAGCAGCAUAUAAGGGUACCAUAUUGACUGCUUGCACACACAAUGGAGCUGAAAAAAUCCUUCCACUUGCAUAUGCAAUUGUAGAUUCAGAGAAUAGUAAAUAUUGGGAGUGGUUCUUCGUCCAGAUAAAUGGUACUUUUGGUGUUAGGGAAGGGAUGUGUAUAGUUUCAGAUAGAAAUGAAAGCAUCUUCAAUGCCACAAAAGCUGUGUACCCUGAAGUUCCACAUUGUAUUUGCAUGUUUCACUUGUGGCAGAAUGUCAAGCGCACAAUCAAGAAACAUCACAAACAAUUGAAGGAUAUCUUCUUCGCUUUGGCUAGAGCUUACACGAUUGAGAAGUUUGACUACCAUAUGACAAAGAUGUGCAAAAUUGAUCUGAGGGUGCAGCUUUACUUGUUCGAAAUAGGUUACGAAAGGUGGUCUAGGGCAUACUCCAAAGUGAAAAGGUCGAUGGUAAUGACUUCCAAUAUUGCAAAGUCAAUUAAUGCAGCAAACAAAGAUGCUAGAGAGCUACCAAUGAUGCGAUUGCUGGAGUAA
Messenger RNA from Nicotiana attenuata, 684 nucleotides. RefSeq lists its product as uncharacterized. NCBI's taxonomy places the organism in Eukaryota, Viridiplantae, Streptophyta, Magnoliopsida, Solanales, Solanaceae. The record is from RefSeq and is a predicted model, not a curated record. Bases 1 to 684 code for a protein of 227 amino acids. The transcript is spliced from 2 exons.